GUUAGAUUGUCAACUUAAAUCUAACCUUUGGUCGUAAAAAUUGUUUAGUUUUUUACCUUUUAAUAAACUGAAAUAAAUAUUAUGUUUACAAGUAAUCGGUAAUAAUAAUAAUGGGAGUGUAUUUCCAAAUUGUCUAAUUCUAAACAAGUUAAAAUAAUUGUUAACGCUCAUGAUAAAUUUAUCUGACGUGUCGUAUUCGUUUAGUGUUCAGAAAGGGCGUAUUUUGUAGUGUAUUUUAAUGAAAUUUGUGUCGGUCUCUGAGUUUUUGACAUAACAUACAAUUGUUUAAUACAAUGUCAAAUCUGCUGGACAAUCUUAUAUCAUCUCCUCCAAGUGAUUUGUGUUUCAACUGCAAUGAAUUCACAAAGGAUUCAUUUUCUGUGGAUCAGUUCUUACAAGAACACCGCAAUAUGGCCAAUUUGGAGACAAUGCGUGAUGAUUUGGGAGUUUACCUGAAGACUCUCCGCUCAGCUAUGAUAGAAUUGAUAAAUAAAGACUAUGCUGACUUUGUAAACUUAUCCAGCAAUCUUAUUGGCCUAGAUAAAGCUAUCACUAGUAUACAACUGCCACUUGGUCAACUGAAAGAAGAGUUACUUGUGGUACAAAAUAAUAUUGAAGAUGCCUUAAAUGAAGUCUCUGCUCAGCUUUUAAGGCGAAAAAAGAUCCAAGAAAAGAAACGUAGCCUUAAAAGUUUAAACAGGGUUCACUGUUCCUUGAAGAAACUAAAUUGUUUGAUAACUGAGAUGAGCAGGGAAAAGGAUUUCACUCUGAACUGUCUGCAGCUCGAGAGAGCAGCCAUGGAAUACAAUCAGCUGCAGUUUCAUGUGUCAAGAUGUUCUAGCUACCUAUCAAAAACUGAUAACCAGAAUUUGGAAGAAAUUGGCAGAAACCUUUACAAAUUUCUGGAUACACAGUUUGUUGAAUGUCAAAAUAAGGACAAAGAGGAUCAGUUGUGUAGAAUUCUCGGAAUUUACUUGUCUUUGGGAAUGAGCUCUCAGGCCGAACGGUCUUACCGCAGAGAGAAGGUAUCUCCAGCAAUGAGGACACUGAUACAUGAAGAAGCACUGGCGAGUAAUCCCAGAGGCCUUUCUGGACUGUAUAACUCAUUGAUAGCAUUCAUUGACGAUGAAAUGAAAGUAUUACGUAUAGCUACACAACUUUCAGACAAGCGAUGUAAAAUCAAUGGGUUUGACUUUGUGGUAAAUAGCUACUGGCCAGAGGUGGAAGAACGUCUUGAAUUAAAUUUGACUUCCAUCUAUGCUCCUGGUAACCCCGAUCAUUUCUUCAUGUGCUACAGCGACACCUUACAAUUUCUGAACAAACUAGAGAGUCGGUGCGAUAAAAAACUACUGAGAGAACAUCCCCAGUACCAAAGCUUUAUGAUGAGAUGGAACUUGCCAGUUUACUACCAAAUAAG
Molecule: messenger RNA, 1417 nt
Organism: Homalodisca vitripennis (glassy-winged sharpshooter)
Lineage: Eukaryota; Metazoa; Arthropoda; Insecta; Hemiptera; Cicadellidae
Product: conserved oligomeric Golgi complex subunit 2-like
Biological process (GO): protein transport; Golgi organization; intra-Golgi vesicle-mediated transport
Cellular component (GO): COG complex; membrane
Source: RefSeq, a predicted model, not a curated record